Myotis brandtii (Brandt's bat) is the source of this 2804-nucleotide messenger RNA. RefSeq names its product vacuolar protein sorting 41 homolog (S. cerevisiae) (gene VPS41). The transcript has 29 exons. The annotation marks the transcript as partial. The record is from RefSeq and is a predicted model, not a curated record. NCBI's taxonomy places the organism in Eukaryota, Metazoa, Chordata, Mammalia, Chiroptera, Vespertilionidae. Gene Ontology annotation, cellular component: HOPS complex; late endosome. Gene Ontology annotation, molecular function: protein binding. Gene Ontology annotation, biological process: cellular response to starvation; macroautophagy; endosomal vesicle fusion.
GAAACCGUGUCUCUUGAAGAAUCUACCGAUGAGUCUGAGGAAGAAGAGAGUGAAGAGGAACCCAAACUGAAGUAUGAAAGGCUUUCCAAUGGGGUGACUGAAAUCCUUCAGAAGGAUGCCGCUAGCUGCAUGACGGUCCACGACAAGUUUUUGGCACUGGGCACACAUUAUGGCAAGGUUUAUUUACUUGAUGUCCAGGGGAACAUCACUCAGAAGUUUGAUGUGAGUCCUGUGAAGAUAAAUCAGAUUAGCCUGGAUGAAAGUGGAGAACACCUGGGCGUGUGUUCCGAGGAUGGCAAGGUGCAAGUGUUUGGACUGUAUUCUGGAGAAGAAUUUCAUGAGACCUUUGACUGUCCCAUUAAAAUCAUUGCCGUGCACCCACACUUUGUGAGGUCCAGCUGCAAGCAGUUUGUGACUGGAGGGAAGAAGCUGUGUGUUCUAAAGUUUGGUACCGGGCCGAAGCCAGAAGCAAGACAAAGGCACUGGCUGUUCACUGGGAUCUUCUUCCAGCCGCUCCUGCCUCCAUCAAGACUCAAGCCUCCUUCCUGUCUGCUGUCAGCAGCCACCUACCAUCCCCGGUCUUCUCGCUGUUCACCAGUUUCUUCUCACUUGCCUUGGAGGAGUGUGAAGUGGAGAGGCCAUCUGAUCGCUUGGGCCAAUAAUAUGGGUGUGAAGAUAUUUGACAUCACCUCAAAGCAAAGAAUCACUAAUGUGCCCCGGGAUGACAUCAGUCUUCGCCCAGAUAUGUACCCCUGCAGCCUCUGCUGGAAGGACAGUGUGACACUGAUUAUCGGCUGGGGGACUUCUGUCAAGAUAUGCUCGGUGAAGGAACGGCAUGCCAGUGAAAUGAGGGACUUGCCAAGCCGAUACGUUGAAAUAGUGUCCCAGUUUGAAACCGAAUUCUACAUCAGUGGUCUUGCCCCUCUCUGUGAUCAGCUUGUUGUGCUUUCCUACGUGAAGGAGGUUUCAGAAAAAACGGAAAGAGAAUACUGUGCCCGGCCCAGGUUGGAUAUUAUCCAGCCGCUCUCCGAGGCCUGUGAAGAGAUCUCGUCCGAUGCUCUGACAGUGAGAGGCUUCCAGGAAAACGAAUGUCGGGAUUAUCACUUAGAGUAUUCUGAAGGGGAAUCACUCUUUUACAUCGUGAGUCCAAGAGAUGUCGUGGUAGCGAAGGAACGAGACCAAGAUGACCACAUUGACUGGCUCCUGGAAAAGAAGAAAUAUGAAGAAGCUUUGAUGGCAGCUGAAAUUAGCCAAAAGAACAUUAAAAGACAUAAGAUUCUGGACAUCGGCUUGGCAUAUAUAAACCACCUGGUGGAAAAAGGAGAGUAUGACAUAGCAGCACGCAAAUGCCAGAAAAUUCUUGGGAAAAAUGCAGCACUCUGGGAAUAUGAAGUUUAUAAAUUUAAAGAAAUUGGACAGCUUAAGGCCAUUAGUCCUUAUUUGCCAAGAGGGGAUCCAGUUCUGAAACCACUCAUUUAUGAAAUGAUCUUACACGAAUUUUUGGAAAGUGAUUAUGAGGGUUUUGCCACGCUGGUCCGGGAAUGGCCCGGAGAUCUGUUCAACAAUUCGGUAAUAGUUCAAGCCGUUCGGGAGCACCUGAAGAAAGACAGUCAGAACCGGACCUUACUUCAGACCCUGGCAGAAUUGUACACUUAUGAUAAAAACUAUGGCAAUGCUCUGGAAAUAUACUUAACAUUAAGACAUAAGGAUGUUUUCCAGUUGAUUCACAAGCAUAAUCUAUUCAGCUCUAUCAAGGAUAAAAUUGUUCUGUUAAUGGAUUUUGAUUCUGAGAAAGCUGUUGACAUGCUUUUGGACAAUGAAGAUAAAAUUUCAAUUAAAAAGGUAGUGGAAGAAUUAGAAGACAGACCAGAAUUACAGCAUGUGUAUCUGCAUAAGCUUUUCAAGAGAGACCAUCAUAAGGGGCAGCGCUACCAUGAAAAACAGAUCAGCCUUUAUGCUGAAUAUGAUCGACCAAACUUACUUCCAUUUCUCCGAGAUAGUACCCAUUGCCCCCUCGAAAAGGCUCUUGAGAUCUGUCACCAGAGGAACUUUGUAGAAGAGACAGUUUAUCUUCUAAGCCGAAUGGGCAAUAGCCGAAGUGCCCUGAAGAUGAUCAUGGAGGAAUUACAUGAUGUUGAUAAAGCAAUUGAAUUUGCCAAGGAGCAAGACGAUGGAGAGCUCUGGGAAGACCUGAUUUUAUAUUCCAUCGACAAACCACCAUUUAUUACUGGCUUGUUAAACAAUAUUGGCACGCAUGUUGACCCAAUUCUACUGAUUCACCGUAUCAAGGAAGGAAUGGAGAUUCCCAAUUUGAGAGAUUCCUUGGUUAAAAUUCUGCAAGACUACAAUUUACAAAUUCUGCUUCGUGAAGGCUGCAAGAAGAUUCUCGUGGCGGACUCUCUGUCUUUACUGAAGAAAAUGCAUCGAACUCAAAUGAAAGGCAUUCUGGUCGAUGAGGAGAACAUCUGUGAAUCGUGCCUGUCCCCUAUUCUUCCAUCAGAUGCAGCCAAGCCCUUCAGUAUGGUGGUCUUCCAUUGCCGGCAUAUGUUCCACAAGGAGUGCCUGCCUGUGCCCAGCAUGACCUCUCCAGCACAGUUCUGCAACAUCUGCAGUGCUAAGCACCGGGGACCAGGAAGUGCCAUUUUGGAGAUGAAAAAAUAGCUAUGUUCUGUUUGUCAGUCUCUUUCUCACCGCUUUUUUGAAGAUGAUUUUUUCAACAACAGAAGCAUUCGUUGAUACCAGUGCUGUUAAGAGUUUUGUACAUGUUUAUGCUAUGCUCAAAAAAACUUUCAUCUUCACUUGUC